UUUUACGUCAACCUCUGAACUAUGCAAGCACAUUGGUACCAGUACUUCAACUAACCUAAUUACUACUUUCUGUCGAGAUGUGCAUACAUGUAUGUCACCUACUCCUAUUGAUCCAACUUCUAUGAAACGAUUUUCCAAUGGAGUCACCAGGGCACAUACACCAUCACCUGUUAUAUUUAGUUCUGAUACACCAAUUUCGAAAGCAGCAACAUAUUUAACCAGUAAAAAGCUUGAUAAUAGCAGUAAUGUUUUAUCUCAGAUUGAUGGUGCCUUCUUAGAUACAAGUCCAAGACCAUCAAAGACGGCACUUAUCGUUUCCCCAGGGAUAUUUUCUCCGCCCCCUUCCUUAUAUAUAUGUCGAAUGGAGGAGUCAAGAAAACAAACACAUUAUUUAGUAUGCCCUUUUACAGGGUCGCCUAUUCAAGAUAUAAGACUUCAGGACAUUGCAUUCACGAAAGUUGGAACCAGAGAUGAUCAGUAUAAAUGUUUAGGUACAGGUAUAACGUCAGCUGUCUUUGAAGGACGAGUUGUUAUAAACAAUUCUUUUGAAAGCGUCGCUGUCAAACUUUUCAAAGAACCGUUUGACAACCUAGAAGGGAUAUCUGCGGAAGCAGGGCUUCUAAAAAUGUUAGAAACGACAGGAAUUACGCCAAAGCUGUUCGGUAUAUUACAAAGAACCGCGGAAGGAAACCACCCGGGGAUUGUCCAAGAGUUGGUGCAGAACUCAAUAACCCUGCAUCAACUUAUUGUCGGACAAUCUCAUUUUAUUACCAAACAAAAAUGGUACAAUAUUGCAUACCAACUAGCAUUUGGUUUAAAAUCUAUAAAUGAAAAAGGUGUUUUGAUUAACGAUUUAAAGUCAGACAAUAUUUUAGUAAAUAUUAACUCGGAGGACUGUCGUAUAACUUUUAUUGACAUGGGCCAUGCUAGUUUUAUGCACGGAAAGAGAUUUCCGAUGACCACAGAAGAAGCUAGUAUUUACACCCAUCUCGCACCGGAAAUAGCUAGUGGUGAGGAAACAUCAGAAUCGUCCGAAAUAUUUGCGCUGGGUUGGAUUUUCAAAAGUAUACCUUUAAAAGAACUCUCAUUUAUUUCUCAUAAAUGUUUAUCAAAAUUUCCUCUACUUAGACCUUCUGUUUAUGAUAUACUGAAUUUUGUCGAAGAAAUAAUGUGACUUUUACUUUUGUCAUUUUAUAUGUUAUUGUUAUUUACUGCAUUGUUUUUCUUUAAUUUAUAGUUGUUAUUAUUUGUUUUUUUACUUGCUUAAUCGCUAGUAUUUCAAUUUUGAAAACAAUAAAAUAGGCAUCCACCAUUUUCAUCUUUGGGGAGUGUGUUUUUUCUAUGGUCAACCGAAUUAUGUUCAACUUUUUAUCAAUUAAAAAUUAGAUUUUUAAAUCAAUG
Messenger RNA from Mytilus trossulus (common blue mussel), 1401 nucleotides. RefSeq lists its product as uncharacterized. Gene Ontology annotation, cellular component: nucleus; cytoplasm. The record is from RefSeq and is a predicted model, not a curated record. Gene Ontology annotation, biological process: intracellular signal transduction; protein phosphorylation. Gene Ontology annotation, molecular function: protein serine/threonine kinase activity; ATP binding. Bases 92 to 1174 code for a protein of 360 amino acids. The transcript has a single exon. NCBI's taxonomy places the organism in Eukaryota, Metazoa, Mollusca, Bivalvia, Mytilida, Mytilidae.